Messenger RNA from Harmonia axyridis, 1558 nucleotides. RefSeq lists its product as uncharacterized. NCBI's taxonomy places the organism in Eukaryota, Metazoa, Arthropoda, Insecta, Coleoptera, Coccinellidae. Bases 251 to 1030 code for a protein of 259 amino acids. The record is from RefSeq and is a predicted model, not a curated record. The transcript is spliced from 5 exons.
UUUAUUAAUUAAUUAUUUGUACUACUCGACGGUGGAAGUGACUCCUAAGGCGAAGACGACAACAACGGUCAAUGAAGAUGCUGAUAUAUUACCUAAUUUCGUCUGCAAGUAUUUCACCUAGUGAUAUAUAAACUGCUAACCGAGAUAUUCAGAUACACAACAAUUAUGUAAUACCGCAUGCAACCAGAAAAGUAUACAAGUGAAAGUAACCCAAGACACUACCACAAUACAGCUUGAGCGGUUCAGUAAGAUGUUUCUCACCACCCUAUUAGUUUGUUUUUUCUCGGACAUUGCAUUUGGAGAUUAUUAUAAAGUUCAACCCGAUUUCGUUAAAACAUGUCUGAAGGACGACCCAGGAUUCAUCAAUUGUUCUACUCAUGCUGUACAAAUUUUAUUCAACAAGAUACCAGAAGGUUUGCCAGAAAUCGGAUUACCUCCUUUAGACCCCUUACAUUUAGAUGAACUCAAAAUCUUGCAGGGUGGUGGUGGACCUGUGACAGUUAAUGCAUCUCUCACAAAUGUGACAAUAAGAGGAUUUGGAAAAACGAAGAUUCUAUAUAACAGCGUGGACCCAAAGACAUAUGAUUUCUUAACAAAACUGCAUUUGGAUAGACUGAGAUUGGAAGGUGACUACAAACUACUUGGACGUAUUCUUGUUAUUCCUUUGAGAGGUAAAGGAAACUGCUGGUUUGAUGCAAAAAAUAUAUCGAUAGUAGCCAAAAGUGAUGUCACGUUGAUUAAAAAAGGUGGUUUCACCUUUUACAACAUAACUGGAAUCCACGUAAAAUUCGAUAUUGGAGGCUUGAAAUUCCACAUGGGUAAUUUGUUUGAUGGUAUCAAGGCUUUAGAGGAAUCAACUAAUACUUAUUUGAACGCUAAUUGGAGACCAGUAGCAGAUUCCCUAAAUCCAAUUUUGACAAAAACAAUAGAGGACAUCAUGAUAGGAAUAUUGAAAACAGUUUUCGAUAAUCUACCAGCCGACUUUUUCUUAGGGGAUAUUGGUGAAGAUUUGGACAGCAACAUUUCGUAGUUUCAGCUCGAAUUAUUAUGACGAAAGCUGUUAAAUUCAGCAAUAUUAUGCAUCUUUUUGAUCGAGCGUUUCUGAGUUAUUUCAGAAGUUGGUUGCACUUAAAUUUAACUCGACUAGUUAUUUGGAUCUCAUGCCUAAUUAGACUUGCAUUCCGAUGUUAUUAUUUGGCGUUUUGAAUUUCAGCCGAAUAUUGGAAGUUUCAAGAUUUACUUGAGAAAAUUAUGAAAUUCAAAUUGAGCUUUAAGAUUUCAUCACAAUCACAAAUAUUAUUUUUAAGGAAUAGACGAAAUGUAGAUAUUGUAUAUAUAAGACCUAAAUGAUAUAGGUAAGGGAACAAUUUUAUGAUAGAACAGAAGUGAUAGGGUACAAAAAACUAUGUACAUUUACAAAUGUAUAUCAUAUUUACUUUCACUUGAAUUGAAUUUCCAAAAAGUUACAGAAUAUUCAAAUAAUUCGAAUUUUAAAAAAUUAACUAAUUUUUCAGUUGGUUUUACAACCAAAACACAAAAUAAAAAUAAAAUAAAAUAG